AUGGAUCUAUAUAACCUCAUAAAAGGUCUUACAUUUUUACUGAUGACACUUCUUGGAAUUUUUGGAAAUGCAGUUAUUGCACUGUACUUCCUUGGAAUACUACACCAGAAGCAGAAACUGAAGACCUCAGAUGUGAUCUUGUCAAACCUGCCUUGGACAAAUCUAAUAAUGAUUCUUACAAGAGGAGUCCCCCAUUCUCUGCUUGUGUUUGGAAUUAAAAAUAUGUUUAAUGAUGUCAGCUGCAAGGUUAUUACCUUUGCAUUUAGAGUAUCCCGGGCAAUGUCAAUAUGUCUCACAUGUCUGUUAAGCUGUUACCAGUGUGCAACAGUUGCCUCAUCAAAUCCUAAGUGGUCAUACAUAAAACACAAAAUGCAAACGUUUCUUUUACCGACCUUCAUUUUUCUUCUGAUUUUAAACUCCGCUGUACACAUUGCAGGAGCAAUUAAUGCAUUGUCUGGAAGAAACUCAUCUCGUCUGUUGUAUACGUUUAAUAUGGGGUACUGCAUUGUCGUUUUCCCUGACCAAUUUUCAUUCCAAGCAAAUGGCUAUUCGAUUUUUACUCGAGAUCUAGUCUUUGUGGUACUUAUGACUUUAGCCAGUAUCAAAAUUUUAUUAAUUUUAUACUACCAUGGAAAACGAAUAAGAGGGAUAAAGAAUCCGGAGGAAAAUCCAGAAAGUACCAAGGAAAGCAGAGCAUCAAAAAUGAUUGUUAUAUUGGUUAGUUUGUAUGUGUUUUUCUUUGGGAUAGACAGCACCAUUUGGCUUUACCAAACUACAGUCUCAAGCGAAGUUCAUAUUGUGAUAACAGAUAUUCGCUUUUUUUUCUCCAUAUGCUAUGGAUCCUUUUUUCCUAUUGUUAUCUUAACUUUUAACAAGAAGAUCCGGACUGCACUUAAAUAUUCUGCUAGUGGAAGUCAACAAGAAGAAAAUGAUAUCUCGUAUAUAAAAGGUCACAAUGAAUAA
This is a messenger RNA of Protopterus annectens (West African lungfish), 963 nucleotides long. RefSeq names its product olfactory receptor class A-like protein 1. Gene Ontology annotation, cellular component: membrane. Lineage: Eukaryota; Metazoa; Chordata; Ceratodontiformes; Protopteridae. Gene Ontology annotation, biological process: G protein-coupled receptor signaling pathway. Bases 1 to 963 code for a protein of 320 amino acids. The transcript has a single exon. The record is from RefSeq and is a predicted model, not a curated record. Gene Ontology annotation, molecular function: pheromone receptor activity.